Messenger RNA from Trichogramma pretiosum, 1138 nucleotides. Its product is annotated as N(G),N(G)-dimethylarginine dimethylaminohydrolase 1. The transcript is spliced from 5 exons. The coding region runs from base 171 to 977 and encodes 268 amino acids. The record is from RefSeq and is a predicted model, not a curated record. Gene Ontology annotation, molecular function: amino acid binding; dimethylargininase activity. NCBI's taxonomy places the organism in Eukaryota, Metazoa, Arthropoda, Insecta, Hymenoptera, Trichogrammatidae. Gene Ontology annotation, biological process: positive regulation of nitric oxide biosynthetic process; arginine metabolic process.
UAAGGUACUGUGUGUACUGCGUGUGUGCGCCGUAUCCGUUCGUAUCAAUUGCACCGAAAUACACGUACAUAUAUACAGUAUACUGUGUACGAUGAUGCAUCGCAAUUAGUAAUUUUCCUUCCGCGCAGUGAGAUCGCGAAGAUUUUUUUUUUUUUCGGCGAGCUGUCAAGAUGUCGGUGCAUUACACGCACGCGAUCAUUUGUCGCGUACCCAUGUCCUUGCGCACCUGUGCCGAAAUACAGCCGGAGGAGGCUCGUAAGCAGCACCAGGCCUUGGCUCUGCUGCUGCGACAGAUUGGCCUCGACGUCAUCGAGAUGCCGCCCGACGAGGCGUCGCCCCUUUGCUGCUACGUCGAGGAUCUCGCGAUUGUCUGCAACGGCGUGGCCCUUAUCGCCAAACCAAAGGAGUCUUCCAGGAUCAAGGAGAUUCAAACCUUGAGAGCUGUCUUAAAAAAAGAAUUGGAAAUUCCAUUGAUAGAAAUUGCGGAUGAGCAAGCAUGUUUAGACGGUGGAGACGUUCUAUUUACUGGCAGGGAAUUUUUCGUUGGAUUGUCGCAGUUCACAAAUGAAGGUGGAGCACAAGCUGUGGCAGCUGCAUUUCCUGAAUACCCUUGCACACCGAUAAAAGUAUCCGAGUCAAACCGUCUGAAAACUUUGGUAACCAUGGCAGGUCCUGAUGUUAUUUGCGUUAGUUCAGGAAAAUCAUCUCAAGAAGUCCUCAAGCGGAUCGAAAGGGAAGCCACGUACAGUUAUCAAACUUUAACAGUACCAGAAGAUACCGCGGCAAAUGUCCUCUACGUAAAUGGUGUGUUAAUUCACCGAUCGCCGGAGGAAAUACCGCAGUCAAGUAAAUUAUUCGCUGAAAAAAUAGAUUUUCCAUCCAAACCUGUCUGCAUACAGGAACUGGCUAAAGUGAGUUCUGGCUUAACUUCAUGUUGUUUGUUAGUUCGCAAGCCAAGACUUAUUCGUAAUAUAUGAAUUUAAUUUAGGUAUGUUAAUUGUGUUUAUUAUUCUUGUAUAAAAUAUAUCUGUGUAAGUCUGAAAUCUCGAAAUCAUGACAAGUUACCAUUCGUACUUUAUCAAUAACUGAAUGUUUACACAUAACAUGAAAUAAAAAUAUAACAAAUUGGUGCAAAUAA